Nematolebias whitei (Rio pearlfish) is the source of this 1438-nucleotide messenger RNA. RefSeq names its product periphilin 1 (gene pphln1). Gene Ontology annotation, cellular component: nucleoplasm. Bases 102 to 1295 code for a protein of 397 amino acids. The transcript is spliced from 11 exons. The record is from RefSeq and is a predicted model, not a curated record. NCBI's taxonomy places the organism in Eukaryota, Metazoa, Chordata, Actinopteri, Cyprinodontiformes, Rivulidae. Gene Ontology annotation, biological process: protein localization to heterochromatin; negative regulation of gene expression, epigenetic; negative regulation of DNA-templated transcription.
CGUAUUGUCCCCAUAAAUAUACGUCAGCGUACUGCGGCUGUUUGGAGACAGCUAAGCUAACUAAAACGGUUGUUUUGAAGUUUCCACAAAGGCGUUUAAUCAUGGCGUACAGAAGAGAAAAAAGCAUACGAGACCUGUAUGAUGAACGCUUUGUACCAGAGCGAGCAGGUCCAUACCCACGGGUUGCAGGAGGUAUGGAGAGGAGGGGCCCCUUCAACAGGCCAGAUGAGGACUAUGGCCGUGGUGGUGGCUACGAGUAUGAAGGAGGUUCUCGAUUUUACCCUAAUGGAGGUGGCCCACGAGGUUACCACGAAGACCAGAGAGGCUACAAAGGCGACGGCCAUCAUUUUCCUGAACACAGAGCCAUCCCACCCUCACGAAGGGAGGAUUAUCCUUACAGAGGACCUAGAGAGGAACCACACCCAACACGGCCUUUGGAGUUUGGCACUCGUGCGCCGCCACCUCCCCAUAAUGUGCGAAGCCAGGGCAUCUAUCCAGCACCCAGAUCGCUGCCGGAGAGCGGGGAGGACACAUUAGUGCAAGCCAUCCGGAACCUGGACAGAGGGGAGGACAGAGACCCCUACAGAAGAAAGGUGGGCCUGUUUCCUCCUCUCCGAGAGCGUUCCCCCGUGCGCCGAGAGGUGGCCCACUCCCCCCACAGUCGCUCCGGCUCCAGCGUGAGCAGCAGAGGAUACUCACCGGACCGAGCCAAAAGCCUGCCUUUUCCCUCACAGCAAGGCAAGAGCGUGGACGGUCCAGAAGGUCUCGCGGGUGCUCCUGAGCACCUCUGGGGGGCGCUCUUCCCUCAACAAAGCGGACAUGACACUUUGGACAAAAUUCCCGGCUUGUCAAGAGAAGGUUCCCCACAGAGCGCAGCAUCAAACAAGGAGGAAAGCAAUCCUCCAGAGGAGGAAAAAGUGGAACCAGUUGUGGCUCCCGUUGUCGAAGAGAGCAAAAAGCCUUUAGACGACUUUGAAGAGAGACGGGCCUUGGCCAUCGCCGCCAAAGCACAAGAGAUAGAAAAGGUUUAUCGUCAGGACUGCGAAACGUUUGGAUUGGUUGUGAAGAUGCUCGUGGCCAAAGACCCAAACUUGGAGAAACAGCUGCAAGUACCACUCCGGGAAAACCUCGGGGAAAUUCGCGAGCGCUGCUUGGAGGAUCUCAAACACUUCAUCAACGAGUUGGACGAGGUGGUGCUGCAGAGGGAACCGUCUGCUUGUGACUCAGCCACUCCCUCCACAUCCAUGACUCCCAAACUCUCAAAGAUGGGAGCGAACAGCAGCUCAUCUUUCUGAAGCAUUGGCCCAAUCCACAUUAAUGCGAGCCAUGGAUUUAGGAUCGUUGGGACUGAAAAUACAUCACAGCAACUUGAACUCUGUCACACGAAUGAACAGUGUUACUUUUGAACUGACCAUUUUUACCUUUCAAGUUUUCAACA